Molecule: messenger RNA, 2943 nt
Organism: Uloborus diversus
Lineage: Eukaryota; Metazoa; Arthropoda; Arachnida; Araneae; Uloboridae
Product: intermembrane lipid transfer protein VPS13B-like
Exons: 15
Coding region: 1-2943 (980 amino acids)
Source: RefSeq, a predicted model, not a curated record
AUGUUCAAGUUAGAAUCUUACAUAACUCCUUUGUUGCUCAAUUAUGUUGAUAAAUAUAUUAAGAACUUGAAACCUGAAGACUCACAGUUUUCUUUAUGGGGUGGAGAUGCUGUGUUUUGCAAUUUGGAUUUAAGACUUGAUGUUUUGGAACAAGAACUGCAAUUGCCAUUUACUUUUGUAAAUGGCCAUAUUCAUGAAUUGCGCAUACACAUUCCAUGGACUAAAUUAGGAUCUGAACCUGUGAUCAUUACUAUUAAUACAAUUGAAUGUAUUCUCAAACUGUGUACUGAUAGUGAUGUUCCUGACUGUGAUGCAAAGACAGUUUUAUUAUCUAAGAAGAUAUCCAGCAACAAGCUUUUAAAAAGACCUGAAGUUAUUGAAGCACCACCUGGAUAUGUACAAAGUCUUAUAAAUCGUGUUAUUAGUAAUAUUUCAAUUGUUUGCAAUAACGUUAUUUUGAAGUAUGUUGAAGAUGAUAUUGUGCUGUCUUUGAACAUAAAGUCUGUGGAACUAUUUAGUGUUAAUGACAAGUGGGAAAAAGCUUUUGCAGAUUUAAGUGCUGCUGUUCGAAAAGUUAUACACAUGCAAGAUCUGACUGUCUGCUUAGACAAGCGGGAUGCCAGUGGUAAAAUUGAAACAUACCAAGACCCUUUGUUGUAUCGUUGUUCUUCUACAUGGCGGCUUUAUAGCAUUUACAAUUCUCCUCAUUCCAAAUAUCCAGCUGUAACGAGGAUACAUAUGUUUUGUGAAAAUUUAGACUUUUCACUGACUAAUCAGCAAAUUCCUAUGUUUCUCAGAUUGAUGAAUCUCUGCAUAGCAUUACAGAAUCAAAGUACUUUCAAAGAUAAAGAAGCUAUGAAUGUAAUAGAUGAUAAGACUGAUUGUACUACUUCUACCAUUGAUGAGCAUACAGAUGACAAAGAAAGCAGGACUCAAGAAGAAAGUUGGGGAAAUUGGGCUUGGUCAUUCAUACCAGAUAUGACUCCAAUGUGGAAUGCUUCUGAAGUUGAAGAACAAGAAAAAGAACAAACUGUUGUUGUACCAGAUCCUACUUGCUGUGGCUCUUCGAAAUUCAUUUUUUCUCCAUUAUUGGUUCUUGAUUUGUAUGGUUGCUGCAUGGAAUUCACUUCAAAAGGCAAAGACUUUGUAAAUAUGCAGAUUGGUAUUUCUGGCAGUACAGUAACUGGCUUAGAAGAUUGUGCAUGUGGAUACGAAGAUUUUUCAAGCAAUGAGUCUGUGAUGCCAAAGGUAUUUCUGAAAUCUGGUGUACCUCCUAGCAGUGGUCAUGCCUAUAAUUUUUUAUCAUCUUCCCUAUUUGAUCCAUUAGCUGUCGAAAAUUGCAAUCAGAGGAGAAAGUAUUGUUUCAACAAAGAAGAACAUUUGUCAAAGUUUACGGAAGAAGUUUUAGUAGAGAGGUUUCCUGCCUUUGCUUUUGACUAUCUUUAUGAACUUGAUGUUCCUGAAGAAUGGUUAGAUAAAAUGUCUACUGUAACAACUCUUUUUUUGGAAGAAAGUAAUUGGCAUGAGAGUUCUACAUGUCGUUUGGUAUUUGGACCCUUAUGUGUUGAUGUAACCAGUAGUUUGGUUCACAGAAUAUCAAAACUAAUAUUUUCUGCCAAGGAUGGUGAUUACUCAUAUUAUUCUGAAUCAAGUAAACCAUCUUCACAUGCAGUUAAUAUUGAUGAUGAUGUCAUAGAACAGCUUGAAGAAUCUGUACCUGUUAGAAUGUAUCAUCUGACUUUAUUCAAACCAGUCAUUCGAUUAUAUGUUGCUGAUCAUACAACCUCUUUUACAGCUGCAAAACAUGAAUCUAAAAGGAAAAAAAAGAAAAACAUACGGUCAUCUAAAUAUUCCAGCAUUCCAAAAGCAUCUGAAGCAAAUGUUUGCGUGGAGCUAUAUGCAGACUGUGUGGAUCUGCAGUCAAGCAUGCCCAUGUAUCCUCUACGUCUUGUGAAAAUCAUUGAUAAGUUGCCAGAUACUUCUCAGUUUUUACUUCAUCAUUGCUACAACUCUAGUUCUGUUAAGGUAUUUGACCUUGAAGUGUCUCUUCAAAAGGAAAGUGUUUCACUGCUACCAGAACGUAAUAUCUUACAAAAGACUUCAUUGACGUUUUUCAUGAAAACUCUAAUGCUACCUGAUAUUUGGACUAAUCUCAAAAACAUUACUUUAUGUGAAUAUGCAUUUGAAUGUGAUAAAAUUGGCAUUGCUUUGCAUGAAGCCCAAUUUUUUAUUUUAUUAAUUAUUUUUCACUCAUGGACUUCAAAGCAUUUCAAUUCUAUAGGAGUGGAAAAAAUUAGAUCUAUGAUGCAAAUUUUAAAAGUGGGAUACCCUCUUCUUUUUGCUCAAAUUAGUGAUGUGAGAAGUUCCUACAUGAAAACUGAUGAACUGUCUUGCUUAAAACUUACUAUGCAUUCUUCAUGCUUGGAGUUUCAGAAUGAAGAUAAUGUCACAGUGUUGUUUAGUGCACCUGAGGCAACAUCAAAUGUGCACAAGGGUCCUGCUCUGUUAAUAUUGCAUAUUAGUGGGUCGACCAUUUGUUUUGAUCCAGAUUUCUUCUCCUGGCUAUCAUCUGUUGAUAAAAUAAUGCCUACAGGUUUUGAUUCAGAGCAAGAGUUGAGCUUGACUAGUUCUAUUGAUUUUAAAGAAAAUUCAACUUGUAGUAGUCGUACAAAAGAGCAGUCUGUUAGCCAAUCAUUGUCAAAAUCACAGUCAACUCUUCUUAAUUUUGCAAGUAAAGAAGGAUUUCUUAAACGCUUACAAAUCACUUUACUUGAAUGCAGUGAUUUUUUGUCUCAACUUGUUUUAGAGCAGUCAUAUAGUCCCUCAAGUCUUGUAAAAAAUGUAGCUCAAUUGAAUUAUAUGUUACAAAGAGGAAGUUUUCUAAAAAUUCCAUCCACUUGGAAACUGGGGAAGGCAUUCUUAAAUAGAGAAAAAGCUUCUUGA